AGUUGAAGAAUCAUCGGAUGUUGACUCUGUCUGUAAAGGUUUUAUUGAAGAACCUGUUCUCGAGUAAGCCUAACACCAAAAACUAAAGCGAUGGGAGACGAGGAGGCAUCCCCAGUUUGGUUUAACAUCUUAAGAUCGAUCCUCUUAACCAUCACAACCCUCCUUAUCAUAGGAGGAAACUCAUUCUGCAUCAUUGUCCUCCGUCAUGUCCAAGGCAUCAGUGACAUCACCAAGUUAUUUAUGGCAUCUUUAGCAGUAUCUGACUUAACUGCAGGUAUCUUCAUCGCCGUGCCAAUGAUCGCAUCCACUGCUAUGGAUUGGUGGCCGUAUGGCCAAGCCGUCUGCGGUAUCUACGGUAUAGGUAAAUACGUCAUUUAUUACAGUGGACUACUGUCUCUCCUCAUGGUAACGGUCGAGAGAUACAUCAUGGUGGUAUGGCCAUUACGUUAUCCGGAUAUCGUGACGUUGUUUCGUGCUCGGGUAACAGUGGUGUGCAUCUGGUUGAUUGCGUUCGGAAUCGCCAUGUUCUUUGGGUUCAGUGUGAAUUUCAAAGUGGAAGUUGACGAUGACGAAGACAACUGUAGCCUUGAUACAAAGAAAACCGAUUUCUGGCAUUACCCUCUCAAGUACAUGGCUGUUGCAUUUAUCAUUAUCCCUUUAGUAACAGUGAUGUUAUUGUAUACACACAUAUUGCUGAUUGCACGUCAACAGAUUCGCCAGAUUGCAUUAAUCACUACAUCGAUGCCCCUGACUGAGACUGAUCGAAUCAACGCCAAUACCAGGCGAUCCAACCGCAAAGCUGCCGGUACUUUCUUGAUAGUGACCCUCGCCUUUGGGCUGGCGUGGAUGCCCUCUGCAAUCCGGAAACUCAACAAACUUGCCACGGGUAACUCUGACACUAUGUACACAGAAUUCCUAGCUCGAUUGUGCAUGCUCACCAACAGUUGGCUCAAUGUUUUCGUCUACUAUUUCCGAAAUGAGAGUUUCAAAUCUACAGCAAGGCGAUUUAUUGACAAAACGCUUGGCCGAAGAGGUAUGGACGAUAUCAUGGUCAGUUAUUAGAAUUAAAAGCUGUACACAACACCAUUGGGUUUACACAGAGACGUUAAUGCAAACCUGGUUAUUUUUUAUAGCAUU
Messenger RNA from Asterias rubens (European starfish), 1137 nucleotides. Its product is annotated as kappa-type opioid receptor-like. Gene Ontology annotation, cellular component: membrane. The coding region runs from base 91 to 1062 and encodes 323 amino acids. Gene Ontology annotation, biological process: G protein-coupled receptor signaling pathway. The record is from RefSeq and is a predicted model, not a curated record. The transcript has 2 exons. Gene Ontology annotation, molecular function: G protein-coupled receptor activity. NCBI's taxonomy places the organism in Eukaryota, Metazoa, Echinodermata, Asteroidea, Forcipulatida, Asteriidae.